Messenger RNA from Syngnathoides biaculeatus (alligator pipefish), 3666 nucleotides. It is a transcript of the gene serinc4, whose product is annotated as serine incorporator 4. NCBI's taxonomy places the organism in Eukaryota, Metazoa, Chordata, Actinopteri, Syngnathiformes, Syngnathidae. Bases 463 to 2148 code for a protein of 561 amino acids. The record is from RefSeq and is a predicted model, not a curated record. The transcript has 9 exons. Gene Ontology annotation, cellular component: membrane.
UGGAUUGUUUGAGUUUGCGAUGAUCAUGAUGAUUGAUGAAUGAUUCAAACUGGUAAAUAGCAAACACAUUCUCAGCGGCGGAGGCACACACACAACUUAAUUCCCAUUGAACGAAUAAAUUCCAUAAACCUAUAAAUUCAAAACAAACAUUAACAUUAACUUUCAAUGUUUGCUGAAGUACCAAUCCAAGGAUGCUUGCCUUUGACGGCUUUUAAUAAUCUUGUGCAAAUGUACCAGGCAAACGUCAUCGAAGUGAGUGAUCCCCCGACUAGUUAACACAUUUUCCAAGUUAAAACAAGAUCCUCAUGGUAAACCAACUCGUCGAUGUCCUUGGUUCGCCGUUGAAAGAUCCUCAUAGUGAACCAACUUGUCGUUGUCCUCCUUAGCCUUUCUCAGCGAAACAAUUUCCUCAACUUCAGGUUCAACCUCCACUUCGAACCUCUCAAGUCGAGCAGCAACAGCAUGAGGCCACAUGGCAGCAGCAUAAUGGCCAUUAAUUUCUCGGAGCCCAUGGUGAAAAAACAUGAAUAUAUCCGCAAGAAGUUGUCGAGUGUGCAAGAGCUUGUAACAAUGGAUUCAGUGACGAAAAUACAAACGAUGGAGCCUACCAGUGUGGCUGCCGUCGGCACGUACUGUUUGUAUUUGUGUGUUUUUUUCCGACCUCUCGGAACUCAAGUACACAGAAGAAGACUUGAUAACCAUCAGAGAGUCUUCUCUGGACUUUUUUUCAGCAAUUCGCUGAAUCUUUUUCUGGAGUUACUCGUCAGCGUACUCUUCAAGGCUUCGCGUCGGCGACAAAGGGGGGCACAAGCUGGUUCACAAGUUAAGUUGCGGAAAAGACUAGUGCUCCCGUCAAUUCAUCUUGUGAACCUACGCUCCCUAGCCAACAAAAUGGAAGAAAUUCUGCUUCUGAUCAGGACCUGCAAAGACUUUGGACGUCCGCAAGGCCCUGUACUUUACAGAGACCUAGCUUUGUGGACGGACCAAAGAUGCUGCCAUGACACUACUGUCCUUUCAACUCCACCGUGCGGACCGCGUCCUGGAGCUAACAGAGAAAUCGAAAGUUUCUGGUUCCUGAAACUAAUCUCCUUGCUUGGGAUGUGUGCGGCUGCCUUCUUCAUCCCAACAGAAUCCUUCCUCCAUGCUUGGCAUUACGUUGGUGUGGUCGGAGGUUUUGCCUUCAUCCUCAUCCAACUUAUCCUCAUCACAGCUUUUGCACACACUUGGAACAAAAACUGGCUUACUGGAGCAGCAGAAAAUAAACGUUGGUACUUGGCAGUGAUGUGUGCCACCCUUUUCUUUUACACCAUCGCCACGAUGGCCUUCACCUUCAUGUACAAAUACUACACACACCCUAUCGCCUGCCAAUUCAACAAGGCCCUGCUGUGGAUCAACUUGGGACUCUGCUGCCUCAUGUCUUUCAUUGCAGUCACACCAUGCGUGAAGCAGAAGCAAAGUCGAUCUGGGCUCCUUCAGGCCUCCAUCAUCAGCUGUUAUGUUAUGUAUCUUACUUUUUCUGCAUUGUCUAGUCGCCCUCCUGAAAAAGUUGUGUACCAGGGCAUGAAUGUGACAGUAUGUUACCCCAGUGUGAGGCAAGAUGGGAUCCAGAAUGAGGGUAAUGCUGUGGCCAUCAUUGGAGCUGCAAUCAUGUACUGCUGCGUUCUUUUUGCAUGCAAUGAAGCGUCAUACCUUGCAGAAGUAUUUGGUCCAUUUUGGAUGAUUAAAGUUUAUCGCUAUGAAUUCCAGAAAGCCACCUGUUGUUUCUGCUGCCCUGAAGAAGAGGAAGUCGAGGAAGAGUUUGCGAUUGAUGAUAACAACAAGGGCUGUCAGAAGGUUAUUCACAAUGAAACGCAGAGAGUAGCAUAUAGCUACUUCUUCUUCCAUUUUGUGUUCUUCUUGGCCUCGCUUUAUGUAAUGAUGACCCUCACAAACUGGUUCAGCUAUGAAUCGGCAGUCCUGGAGACUACUUUUACCCACGGGAGUUGGUCUACUUUCUGGGUGAAGAUGUCAUCAUGCUGGGCCUGUGUGUUCCUCUACCUGUGGCUGCUGCUAGCCCCCUUGUGCAGCUGUCAAAAUGAUUCCAGACCACGCCGCUCUCGCAUCAAACGACGCUCACCGUCCUCCCGUCACGUCACCGUCAGCGUCUGAUGUACACCAUAGAGGAUGGGAGAUGACGUGGUGCCCUGUCGAGGGAUGUCGGGGAUGGAAGUUACAUGGUUGACAUUGCUGUGAGAUGGUCUAAUCAACUGGCCAAUAUGAGCGAGGGGGAAUCCUAUAAUGCUUGAUGUCAUGAAGUAAAUAAAAACUUAACUAUGACUUGCCAAACUGAGUGGAAGAGGUGAAGUGUCACGCUUCAUGGUGAUGGAAAAUUCAGUGAAUAAGUAGAGACAUUUCAUGACUUAAUAAGAAUUUCUAUAUAAUUGCAAAAACAUUCUAGACUUGGCCUCUGUGACAUAACCUCCUCUUUUUUUUUUUUUUAGAAGACUGUUUUUAUUUGUGAUAAUGUGAUGUUCCUGGUUGAUGUUGGGGGUGACAUUCUAUCACGCUUAAAUGACACAUGGCAUGUUUAGCUUUUUCCUUUUUUUUGUAUUUUAAGACACUGUGCACUGUUUUGGAGUAGGCAUUUUUCUCAUACAGUACAUACAUACCUACACACACACACACACACACACACACCACACACACACACACGCACACACACACACACACACACACACACACACGCGCGCGCGCACCUCGCUUCUCCGUGUCUGCUUCCUCCUUUACAGUCCGUCAUGCUUGAACUGUGGGCUUGAUACAAUAGUGGGCAUCAGAGUUGUUGUUGUAAGCACCGAGAUUAGACCCCAAUUCUGUAACUCCUUAAUUAGAGCAGACCUUUAACUCUGUAAAAGUAAUUCUGCCCGUCGAGCAGAAACCUACAAAUCUAUCUUGGUCCGUGAGAAAUUUUGAGUAAGACUCCUGAAAUUGUAUUACUUCGUCUGCAAACAUUUCGUUCAAAAGAACAAAUCUUUUCAGUAAAUGUAAUGAACUGAAUUUGUUUAUGAAAUGAUUCGUUCUUUGACCUCUGCCGCCUUGAGCCAGCCCGCAGCGAUGGGAAGCUGAAGCAUUCAAGUUGGCAGGGACUGGAAACAGAAACAUUGUUUGCAAUCUCGAUGUGCCAUUUUAGACAUGGAGCUGUUGCAGUGGAGAAGAUCCAGUCAAUUUUCAUAAUAAAAGGCACUGACCCGCAAAUUGCAACACUACAAAAAUUAUAUAAAUUGGUCCUUCUUCCUCUGUGGCCUGGUAACAAAUGGCUCAGGGCCCAGUAUCAGUCCACAGACCGGUGGAUGCGGACCACCGAUUUAAGACUUUUGAAUAUAAUGUACUGGGUAAAAUAUUUUGUUCAUUUUACAGUGAAACAUUUAAUUUUUAAAUUAUCAAACCACUGACACGAUGAAUCCACUCAAUUUAAAUGCUGCUACAAUCAAGAAAGACAUAUUUCAAUCCUGUUUUUUUAAUUUGUAAGAUAGAUUUUAAUUUCAACUAAAAUAACAAUAAUAUCUACAUUAUUGUGAGAAAUUAGACCAAAACAUAAGUUUUUUUUAACUAAUGUCCAAAUUACAUCAGAGUUCAAAACUUUAUUCACUUUUGUCUGUCCAAAUGCCAAAGAAAGAUUUGCUUUGAGUU